AUGGCGUCAAACGGCGAAAACAGCGACGACAGCAAGCAUCUGGCCAAGAUGACCGCUCUCAAAAACACCAAGGCCACACUCGAAGCCAAAAAGAGCAGACUCGAGGCCGAACUCGAAGCCAACGAGAUAGCUCUUGAGGCCAUCAAUACCGCUCUCGAGACCUUCGUGGCUGUUCCUCCGAACGAGACCAACGAUUCUGGUGGUUCUACAGCCACGCCCAACUCGGUCCCAGUGCCACCGCAGACUCUUGGCCGAACUGGGCAGAAUAGUGACAGCAGAGAUGCCAACACUUGGGCUCCCGGUCGUGGUCGUGGUCGCGAUCGCCGUAGCCCACAUCGUGGUGGUUCGGGUCUUGGUUCUUAUGCAGGCGUCUCGAAAAGCUUGAAGAGCCAGGUCGCCAGCACUGUGCCCAACAUUGGUAUGGCGGUGCACAAUAACCCCGACACAAACAAUCGGGCCAUGGUCAAUACCUUCAACCCUAGUGGCGACCAGACCAAUGCCACAUCACCCCACACAGAUGCUGGAAGUGCUGCUGCUUUGAACAACGACUCUCGACACUACAAGUCGGUCGUGGAUCAGGUAAAGGCAGAAUCCCAGUGCGACAGCGUUAUCAGCAUCGUGCAACCUGUUGACGAUCGUACCCGGUGUAUUCUCAAAAUACAAGAAAUGGACAGGCGUGUCGAGUCCGCCAUGAAAGAAGUGGAUAGGCUACGAAGGAAGGACGACGUCGCUGGCUCAAAUAGGUGGAACAAACCAGGCCGACGUCGAGGACGUUUCUAA
This is a messenger RNA of Fusarium poae, 780 nucleotides long. RefSeq lists its product as uncharacterized. The record is from RefSeq and is a predicted model, not a curated record. Bases 1 to 780 code for a protein of 259 amino acids. NCBI's taxonomy places the organism in Eukaryota, Fungi, Ascomycota, Sordariomycetes, Hypocreales, Nectriaceae. The transcript has a single exon.